ACGCAUUAGGGUGGGGCUGAAAAUGGAGAAACAACCUCAGCCUGUCUGGAGCAAACCAGCUGGAAAGAAAAGGAAGAAACAGACCAAGAAAGAGAAUGAUAAGCUUAAGAUAGCAGUAAAGGGUCCUAGAGACAAACCAGUGCAAGAUGACAAGCCUCUACUGCCCCUUUCAUCUGCUCUCACUGUAUGCAAGUUGGAAGAUCAAACCAGCACUAGUACCAGUAGCUCAAGCUUUGAGAAUCACAGGCCACACCAAAAGCACAGGAAAGUUGAAGUCCUCUCAUCAUCAGAUGCAAUGACAUCUUCCUCUGUCUCUUUUACAAUAAAAUCAGUUUCAAUGGAGACUGAGACAAACAACUCAACACCACCUUCUUCUUCUUCACAGGAAUUUACUAAAUCUCCUCCAGCAAGCAACACCAGUCCCAGUUCUCCUUUGUCACUCCCUCCACUUUUAAAAGAGUCCACUGACAGCUGCACUGAUGCAUCCAGUGAGGAGCCGAUGCAGACCAAAGAAGGAAAGGUCAGAGUAGUGACUCUUCGCUGGGAGAAUGAGCUUUCUGAUGAAGAGAAAGAAAAGGAAAGAAUUGAAGAGUAUAAAAUGAAGAGACGAGAGAGAUACAAGGAAGCUUUGGCUUUACAAAGAAAUAACAUUGCAAUAAAUAAUAGCAAGAGUAGAACAUCAUAAAUUAUAAAUUAUUUAGUUAAUAGAUCUAACAAUUAUGAUAAAA
Amphimedon queenslandica is the source of this 728-nucleotide messenger RNA. RefSeq lists its product as uncharacterized. The record is from RefSeq and is a predicted model, not a curated record. Lineage: Eukaryota; Metazoa; Porifera; Demospongiae; Haplosclerida; Niphatidae. The transcript is spliced from 2 exons. Bases 23 to 685 code for a protein of 220 amino acids.